Molecule: messenger RNA, 1185 nt
Organism: Danio aesculapii
Lineage: Eukaryota; Metazoa; Chordata; Actinopteri; Cypriniformes; Danionidae
Gene: ccdc83
Product: coiled-coil domain containing 83
Exons: 10
Coding region: 1-1185 (394 amino acids)
Source: RefSeq, a predicted model, not a curated record
AUGAGCAAGACAACAGACAAAACAUCUCUAGCUGAGGCCUUCAUACAGUUCCAAAUUGAAAUGAAAAGGAAAGAGAUUCAAGAUAUUAAGGAUGAGAUACACCAACUAGAAGAUAAGAGGCAAAAGCUUAUUAAAGUGCAGGAGGAGCUGAGAGAAGAGCAGGCGAAACAUGCGCGGGAACAGCGGAGACGGAUGAAGGAGAUGGAGGGAAACCUGGAGAAAAAAGAGCGGGAAGAUGAAGAGCUGCUGAAGGAAACGACCCAAGAGAAUAUGGAGCUAAAACACAAGCAAGAGAAAGAACUAGAAGAACUGCGCUGUAAGCUUGCAGGGCUGCAGGCGGAAGUGGAAAAACAGACGACAGAACGAGACGCAUGGCUGCAGUACAAGACCGAGGGUAGUAUAAAAGACCAGCAAAAGAUCCAAAAGCUGGAAAAACGAACUGUUUUAUCACAAAUGACUUUCCACGAUAUAUCAGAACAUUUUCAGAAAUCUCUUGUUGUGGCUACAGAAGAAGAACAACAAAGCCUUGCACAGGAUUUGGAGGAAAAAAUUCUGCUCGGAAUAAUGAAAGAAACUGAAUUACUUGAUGAAGCCUGUAUAACAGAGCUUCAAGAAACUGAGUGGCUAAAAGAACAGGUUCCGAUAUAUAUUGACAAAGUCACCGUAUUGGAAUCCAUUGUCCAGGACUUACAAGAGGAGAACCUGGAACACAUAAACGCUCUUUCCCAAAUAAUCGAUUCUCUAAUCGGCGCAGGCAAUGAAUUUCCUGUGCAAUCUGCUAGCUUUGUGUCCCAUGACACUCAGAGUGCGGAUGAGAACAUAAUGAAAAACUGCCUUGAGGAAACAUCAGAGCUGCUCAAUAGAGGCUUGUAUCCCCACCAGACAUUAGCAGAAGUCGAGGAGACACAACAGAAGAGCGAGGAGAUGGCGUCGGCUGGCACAACUCCAUCCACUCCACCUGACAUCAUAGAGAUGUUUAACAGUCAGGCUAAUUUCAUGGGGCCGAUACAUCUGGGUCUGCUGAACGAGAGGCUGCUGUGUGUGGAAGGUAAAGCGUGUCCUCUGCAUCCAUCACAAGACCAGACAGAAAAGUGGAGAGUUACCACAAAGAUCAUCAAGGAUAAGUUUCAAAAGCCUGGAAAAUCUGAUGCACCUGUAAACAACACCUGUGAAAUUCAGCAGUAG